CAUGGAAGCGGAGACGGCGUGCAUCAGGGUACAGAGAUGUGACCUUCCUCGACAUGCGGUUGAGACAACAAGUGGUUGGUUCUAGCUAUUGCCAUGGUACGUUUUUAUAUGGAAAAAGGAACACACAAAGGUUUAUACAAAUGUAUUCAGAAGACACUUAAAUUUUUCCAGACAUUUGCCUUGCUUGAGAUAGUCCACUGUUUAAUUGGAAUUGUACCGACUUCUGUGAUUGUGGCUGGGGUCCAAGUGAGUUCAAGAAUCUUUAUGGUGUGGCUUAUUACUCACAGUAUAAAACCAAUCCAGGAUGAGGAGAGCGUGGUGCUUUUUCUGGUCUCGUGGACUGUGACAGAGAUCACUCGCUAUUCCUUCUACACAUUCAGUCUUCUCGACCACUUGCCAUACUUCAUUAAAUGGGCCAGAUACAACUUUUUUAUCAUCUUAUACCCUGUCGGAGUUGCUGGUGAACUUCUUACAAUAUAUGCGGCGUUACCGUAUGUGAAGAAGACAGGAAUGUUUUCAAUAAGACUUCCUAAUAAGUACAAUGUCUCUUUUGACUACUAUUAUUUCCUUCUCAUAACCAUGGCCUCGUAUAUACCAUUGUUUCCACAACUCUAUUUUCACAUGUUACGCCAAAGGAGAAAGGUGCUUCACGGAGAGGUGAUUGUAGAGAAGGAUGAUUAAGUGAUCCCUGCAAACAAGGUGCUUUUUCCAGAAUAACCCGGAUUACUUGAGUCCAGUUUUAAUAACAAGAAUAAACAACUUUAUUAAAUACUA
This is a messenger RNA of Suricata suricatta (meerkat), 774 nucleotides long. It is a transcript of the gene HACD1, whose product is annotated as 3-hydroxyacyl-CoA dehydratase 1. Bases 94 to 681 code for a protein of 195 amino acids. The transcript is spliced from 7 exons. The record is from RefSeq and is a predicted model, not a curated record. Lineage: Eukaryota; Metazoa; Chordata; Mammalia; Carnivora; Herpestidae. Gene Ontology annotation, biological process: sphingolipid biosynthetic process; very long-chain fatty acid biosynthetic process; fatty acid elongation. Gene Ontology annotation, cellular component: endoplasmic reticulum membrane. Gene Ontology annotation, molecular function: 3-hydroxyacyl-CoA dehydratase activity.